AAUCGCUCUUCUUUGAUCUCUCGCUGCUUGAGAAGAUAAUUUUUCCUCAACUUUCUUCUUCUUCCGUCCGAACAGCUUCUCCAUUUCUGAACAGUAUCUCGCUCAUCUGUGCUGCGAUUCAGAGCCGGAGGCACACUCCAAUUUCAAGUACCACCAGAGACACCAAACACCUCCUGCGAUUUCCAUGGAAGAUUUCUUCGUUUACUUCUUGUGGCUUCCACACUACGAUCCACAUUUAGAUCGACGAUUGUUGCUGCAAUUGAAGAGAUGGACAACCAUCUUCUGCCUAUCACAGCCGCAAUAGCAGAGCAAAUCUCCCUUGCAGUUCGAAGCCAUCAGCCUCACACCUCAGGUCUCGGUAUAGCUCCCACAAAGACCGCAAUAGCAGAGCAAAUCUCCCUUGCAGUUCGAAGCCAUCAGCCUCACACCUCAGGUCUCGGUAUAUUGAUGGCCUCACAGAUGCGAGUUAUUGGUCAACUGCACGGUCACUUCGUAUUUUAUUUGCUACUCUUCUGGUUUCAAAUGAGUUCUCGAAGCCAGACUUAGUUUGGGAGAAGUGCUGAGAGUUUUUAGCUGAUGACAUUCUAUACAAUAUUCGCAAGAAUAUGAAUAAUCCAGAUUUUGAACUUGAUCAGGGAGAGAUCCAAAAGUAUUGUUUGUUGGAGAUUCAAAAACUCCUGCAGUCAAGGGGCAGAUCACUGUGUGACUUUGUUGGCAUACCAUUACUACCCGAUGAAGACAUGCCCACGCUCGAAGAGGUGCUCAUUCAUGAAGAGUUGCAAUACAACAAAUCAAAUUUGAUGGAGGAGCAUGCAAAGUUGUUGGCUGAAAUGACAGAUGAACAACGUGUGGUGUAUGACAAAAUCGGGGAAUUUGUAGAACGUAGAAAUGGGGGUUUCUACUUUUUAUAUGGCCACGGAGGAACUGGGAAAACAUAUCUAUGGAAGACUUUGUCUGCAGCACUCAGAUCUCGUGGUGAUAUAGUGCUUAACGUGGCUUCCACGCAUCGCUCCUCUUGCCUGGUGGAAGGACAGCACAUUCGAGAUUUGCGAUUCCGCUCAACAUGACAGAAGACUCGAUGUGCAAUAUAAAACAUGGUAGUCCGCUGGCUAAGCUAAUCCAGUUAUCCAAGUUGAUCAUAUGGGAUGAGGCGCCGAUGACACACCGACACUGUUUCGAGGCUCUUGAUAGGAGUAUGAGAGAUGUGCUUAAAUACUCCAGCCAUUAUGAUGCGAGCUUGCCUUUUGCUGGAAAGACUAUUGUAUUCGGUGGUGACUUUAGACAGAUCCUUCCCGUGAUUCCAAAAGGCACGAGACAAAAUAUUGUGCACGCAGCACUGAAUAGCUCAUUUCUGUGGUCAUUCUGUACCGUAGUGAGACUAUCAAAAAACAUGAGGCUAGCAAGGAUGGCGGGUGAGCCUAAUGAACCAGCAAUCCAAUCUUUUGCAGACUGGAUUUUAAAGAUAGGGGAUGGCGCUUUUGCAGAAAAUCAAAAUGGAGAAUCACUCAUUGAAAUACCGGACAAUAUGAUUGCUCCAAUGACGUCCGAUCCAGUUGAUUCUAUUGUUCGAGCUAUCUAUCCCGACUUCUUGACCCAGAGUGAUCCGAUUUCUUAUCUUUAUUCCAGGGCUAUUCUUGCCCCGACCAUAGAUGAGGUUGAAAAAGUCAAUGAUUACAUGCUGAGUCAGAUAGAUUCAGAGUUGAGAACUUAGCUAAGCUCAGAUUCAGCUUCUUCACCUAGCUCCGAUGGUGAUCUCUUACAUGAGAUACAUUCCCCUGAAUUUCAUAAUAGCAUUAAAUGUUCAGGUUUGCCGAGUCAUGAGCUAAAGCUAAAGGUGGGGGUUCCUGUGAUGCUUAUGAGGAAUAUAGAUCAUUCAUCUGGAUUGUGCAAUGGCACACGACUUUUGGUUACUAAACUUGGAGAUCAUAUUAUCGAGGCUAAGAUGAUGCACGGAGAAAAUGCUGGUGAAAAGUUUCUUAUUCCUCGACUUACUUUGACACCAUCAGACGUUAGGCUCCCUUUUACUUUUCAGUGUAGACAGUUUCCGUUAAUGGUUAGCUAUGCAAUGACCAUUAAUAAGAGCCAGGGUCAAUCAUUGGAAAAGGUGGGCGACGGCCUGUUUUUACGCAUGGACAGUUGUAUGUGGCGGUCUCGAGAGUAACAAGUCCAUCUGGGUUGAAGUUUGUCAUAUACUCAUAUGUGACGAAGACGGACAACCUACAAAGUCUACAUUGAACGUUGUUUACAAAGAAGUUUAUAAUAAUUUAUAAUUUGUUUGACAAUUCCGUGGACAAACA
Messenger RNA from Cuscuta epithymum, 2297 nucleotides. NCBI's taxonomy places the organism in Eukaryota, Viridiplantae, Streptophyta, Magnoliopsida, Solanales, Convolvulaceae. The record is from the annotation of a GenBank genome assembly.